AUGUUUGUGAAUAACAAUGUUGUUCUUUUAUUCCUUGUUGUAAUAACAACAAUCGACGCUUCGCGUAUAUUUUAUCUCCCUCUACCGAAAAUACAUGCGUUACAUCAUGAAUUUAAAUCAUCACCAAUUCUACAAGGAUCAGCAAUGACACCAUAUGAAGAGAAAGCAAUCAGUGAUGAAUUUAUACCAUUAUCAGCAAUUGAACGUAAUACAUACGAGGAACAAGAAGAAAAACGAGACACCUUCGAUUGGGAAGCAUUGUUGGAUAGAGAAGCAGCAGCAGCAGUAGCAGCAAGACAUCGUAUUGCCGUUAAUGAACACUCACGUGUAGAUAAAAAUGAAUUGAAUUAUUUGAAAUCAUUGGAUCGAGAAACACGAAAACCAACUAAGUUAAUAAUAAGCGAUGAUGAUAUGGGUGGAGCAGUUAACAAACUUUCUCAAACUAAUGAAAAUCGUGCGGUCGAUGAACCAUGGAUUUUUGAUACUGCUACUAGUCGAAUAGAACGUUUACAAUCGAAAGGAACUUUAGAUGAUAUUGAACGAAAAAAACGACGGAAUGAUGCGUUAUUUCUUGUAAUAGUCGCUACGAGCAGUAUGGUUGGUGUUUUGGGUCUUGUUGCAGCGGCUGUUUUCUGGUUCAUGAUUCACAGGAGAGCCCAAACAGCAAUCGAUGCGGAAUAUCCAUCCUAUGGAGUAACAGGACCUAGUACUACUGGUAAUAAAAUCUCGCCAAGUACAACUAUAUCGGAUCGAAAACUAGCUCAAAGUGCACAAAUGUUUCAUUAUCAACAGCAAAGACAACAGAUAUUGGCCCAAGAAAAAUCUCAUUUCGAUGCAAAACCUGUUCAUUCAGAUGAUUCAGAUGAUGAAGCACCUGGUGGUGGUGGAGAUUAUACUGUCUAUGAAUGUCCUGGUUUAGCUCCAACGGGUGAAAUGGAAGUGCGUAAUCCACUAUUUGCUGAACCAGAUUCAUCAUUAAUUUCACCAACAUCUGCUUCGCAUCCGACAACUAAUAACCAUUAUCCUCAACCGUCAACAACGAUUUCAUCAUCGUCACCACCCAAAGAAAAAUUACUAUCAUAA
Messenger RNA from Rotaria sp. Silwood2, 1083 nucleotides. NCBI's taxonomy places the organism in Eukaryota, Metazoa, Rotifera, Eurotatoria, Philodinida, Philodinidae. The record is from the annotation of a GenBank genome assembly.